Molecule: messenger RNA, 1128 nt
Organism: Prorocentrum cordatum
Lineage: Eukaryota; Dinophyceae; Prorocentrales; Prorocentraceae
Source: the annotation of a GenBank genome assembly
GCUCGAGACGUGCUCAAGUAAUUGACUUCGGAGGGUUCCGUAUCCAUUUUGGCUCAAGGCCUGUUGGCGUGAAUUUGUAGGAGGUAGGUUUAGACGGGAGGGAGACCCCGCGGACGGCUCCUUCGGCCGUUGCAUGUCGCACGAGAUGUGCGCACCCCCGCGGGCAGAAAGGAGACGCCCCCAACUGCUCUUCUUGCUCCUCGCACUUUUCGCUUCGCGCAUCCACUUGCCGCUGUCGUGUUUGUCGCGCGCCUUUGCUGUUGCUGUGCCGAGCCGCACCGCCAGGGCGGCUACAAGGCGCCUGGCGCAAAUUGGUGGCACGAUGGCCGGCACCAGCUUCGGAUAUUCUGGCCCUAGCAAGUUUUUACGAGAUCUGUGCGGCACCUACCUUGCCACCAACCCCGACGCGAAGCAGAGCUGGCAGACAUUCUGCAAGGCCCGAGACCUUCAGCCCCUCGCCCCCCUGGAUAAGCAGCCUCUAGAGGCGAUGAAAGCUUUCCUCGAGGAUCCCGCGCAGUAUAAGCAAAAGGAACUCCUCGAGUUCCUCGGCCUCGACACCGUCAACGUGCCCCUGAAGGGCGUGUAUGACAUCAAGGAAGACGACCCCAUUAUAAAGUCCGCUCUCGUUCGCGAGCUCACUCUCAAGCAAUUCCGGUGUCUCAUCGCGCAGGACCCUGAGAUGAACAGAAAAUGGAGUAAGUUUUGGGUAGCGAGACUUCAAGCGCUCGUUGGGGAAGACGAGGACGACGCCCGGCGGGAGAUGGCCAUGAAGAGCUCGUUCGAGAAAAGGAAGACGCCUGAGCCAGGCACGUGGGAUGCGAUGGUUCUGAGGGAGAGGUACUUCGAUGGGCGCUCCACUGUCGGGGAGUUCGAUAUCGAUGGCGGAAGGGAUGCGAUGCGGUAGGCCUCUCGCGCCGUCAUCUCUGAGCCGCCUUGCCAGUACAGCGGCGGGGCUUGUCAAGCUCGGAGCGCGGCUCUUGCGGAGCAUUUUUCUCGCCGGCGCUUGCCGCCCCAAUUAUUCUUACAGAAUGUGGAUGCAGAAUCGGCAGAGACGCACCACAAAAACAAGAAAUUGACUUCGGAGGGGACUCUGAGAUCAUCAAAACGGCCGUUGCGCUCGAGACAUCC